Molecule: messenger RNA, 3656 nt
Organism: Xenopus laevis (African clawed frog)
Lineage: Eukaryota; Metazoa; Chordata; Amphibia; Anura; Pipidae
Gene: ppargc1b.L
Product: peroxisome proliferator-activated receptor gamma, coactivator 1 beta L homeolog
Exons: 12
Coding region: 84-2906 (940 amino acids)
Biological process (GO): positive regulation of transcription by RNA polymerase II
Cellular component (GO): nucleus
Molecular function (GO): RNA binding; transcription coregulator activity; nucleic acid binding
Source: RefSeq, a predicted model, not a curated record
GGCUGCUCCCCCCUCCCAUUUGCCGGCUGCUCCCCCUCCUCUAUACUGAGCUCUCUCUAGCGCUGAGCUGCACUCGCUGGAAGAUGGCGGACUGCAGCGCACUGCUGGAUGAGGAUCUUGAGUCUUUCGUCUUUAAUUAUCUGACUGACAGCCCGGUACCUGGCGUGGAACCUCUUUCAUUGGACUUCCCUGAGAUCGAUCUGUCUCAGUUGGAUGCGAGUGAUUUUGACUCUAACACUUGCUUUAAUGAGCUGCAGUGGUAUAACGAUCACUCAGAAAAUGAAUCUAGCCAGUACAGCACUGACGACUCAGAGUUAUUACAGAUCAUAGACAGUGAAAAUGAGGCCUUAUUGGCGGCACUUACACAGACACUGGAUGAUAUUCAUGAUGAUGAUAUCAGCCUCUCUGCCUUCGUAUCUUCGGGAGAUGAGAACGUCUGCCCAUUACCUGUCCUCUCACCAAAACCCAGCCUAGCUGAACUCCCAAUGAGCCCCGAAAGUGAAGAUGAGCUGUCUAUACUUAAGAAGUUGCUGCUUUCUCCAGCACAGACACCCAUUGCUGCUAAUACCCAAAAGGAUGGGAAUUCUCGGCGUCAGGGAACUUCUAAAUUCCGCCUACAGCGGACUUACUCUAAGGUGGAGAGCCCAACAGACAGACCCUCUGGGUUUCCCCAAGCUCAGAACCGAAGCUGUACAGAGUUGCACAAGCACUUAGUAUCCACUCCAUGCGUUCCACAGGCCACCUCUUUUUCCAGGGAUAACAGCCAGGACUGUACAAAGGAAGAAGACAGUGACUCAAAUGAAGAAGAGGAGCAUAGUGAGGAUGAAGCUUUGGACACUUUACUAACACCACCCCCAGAAGAGCAGAAACCACAGUUUACUUGUGAAAAGGAGAAGCGUGCAGUCGUGGACCUUAUUCGUUAUAUGCACACUUACUGCCUUCCAGUAAAAAAACUGCUCACUAAUGAGAAACACCAGCAUUGUAACAGUCUCAUUAAGAGACCUAAAUUGGAAUCCACUCUUCAAACGUACUCCUGUCCUAAUCAAGGCAAACAGUUAGAUUCUAGAAAUGCCAAGGUAAGCUGCCCCCCAGCUGGUAAAUACAAAUGGACAAAGCCAGCAGGUACAAGGUUUUCUAUCUUAAAAGAACUGCUAGCAAAGAACAUCUGCGGGGAUGUGAGUAAACCAUACCGGCUGGCACAACCUGUAUAUGCAGCUUUCUCUGAUUCGUGUGGCAGUAAUAUGACCAGGGGGAAUACCAAGAAAGGUGAACUAGAUUUGGGGAAAUCUGCAAAUACCACUCAGGAAAAUGUGACUGUUAAAACAGCCCAGAAACAGGAAAUCUCUUUAUAUGCUGUUAGGAGGUCAAGCAGGCUGAAUGUAGAAUUCAGUGAUUGGUUUUUUGAUGAUGAGACCUCCCCAGUAAAAUGUGUGGCACAAGGUACUGCUGACCUAGACUUCUUGUCAGCAACAGAAGACUUUUGCUUGCCCACCGAAUCUUUUGGGGAUGAAGGAGACGUGGCAGAAGUGGAAGUGGGAGAAUUACUGGAUCCCUUAGAUAAAUUCUUACAAGAAAGGGAUCUGGAUGAAGCACAGAUUGACAGUGUUAUCGAGCAACUUAAACCCAGUGAUAAUGCCAGUUGUCCUCUCCCAUCCCAAAAUGAUUCGGCAUUUGAGAGUGGGAAUUUUGAGCAAGCUCUUACGGUCGAGCUCUGCGGCACUGCAGGCUUGACUCCACCCACCACCCCACCAUACAAGCCCACAGAAGAGGAUCUGUAUAAGCCGGAACCUUUGAAAAGUGCACCUCUAAUCAGCACUCGCUGCAAACUGGAGGUGACUGAAGAGCAUCGGUCGAUAAACAAAAAAACAGCAAAGAAACAGCCAGAGAGAACUGAGCUAUUUGCUUAUUUAAGUCGAACCUCAGACCCUCCUGCUCGAGCCGAAUCACAGGGCACAAAAAGGCCAUUUUCCAGGUCUUUUGGCGACCAUGAUUAUUGCCAGGUCAGGAAAUGUGAGACUGCUUUUCCACGGAAAAUAAUCAGGUCUUUAGAUCUGCCGCGUUGUCUGGAGACAAAGCCCAAGCAAACAUUUCUUCCAGUGCAGCAGCGGAGUGCAGAGAAAAAGACAGAAGCGAUUCUCAAAGAGGAUAGCAAACUGUUAAAAGACCAUGAAAUCCGAGCAAGCCUCACAAAGCACUUUGGUUUUCCUGAUCAGAACCUUAAAGAUGAGAGUGACACACUGUAUAACAGCCCUCAAUAUGACUCUGUCUUUGAUGACAGUGGUAGUGAAUGCAACUCACCUGUAGAGGAUGAGGUUUGCUUUUCUCCUCUUAGAGGCAAAAUAUGUUUAGAGAGGAAUUCCUCUCCCAAACCUAAGCUUCAGUGCUACACUCCGAACCGGAUGAGCCCUCGCUCCUUGCACCACAGCUCAAGAGACAGACCAAGGGUUUUCAGGCACGAGAGAAAUGAACACCAAGGCAGCCGGCAGCCGAGCCAAAGGCAGAUUCAACGGAAAAGAGAAAAGGCAGUGGGUGAAGGGCGGAUGAUCUACAUCAGAAACCUUUCCAACAGCAUCAGUGCUAAUGAGCUGAAGAGAAGGUUUGAAGUGUUUGGAGAAAUCACCGAAUGCUGUGUCCUUAGCAAAAGCAGGGGAGAGAAAUGUGGUUUCAUUACCUAUCGAGAUUCAGAGCACGCAGCCUUGUCUCUACAGAAAGGAGCCUCCCUGAGGAAAAGGACCGAACCCCCAUUUCAGUUAAGCUAUGGGGGACUCCGGCAUUUCUUUUGGACCAAAUACACUGAUCUAGAUUCAAAUGCAGUGGAGCCUUCGUCAACAGUAAAAAAGAGUAAAUACGAAUCAAUGGAUUUUGAUAGCUUGCUGAAAGAGGCACAAAGAAGCUUGCAUCGGUGACAGCCUUAACCCCAUAGGAGGAGCACCUCAAUACCUCAAGUCAAGGCACUUCCCCUAUGUUUACGUUUUAAAGAAAAAAAAAAACAAAAAUGGAAUACAGAAACAAAAAAGACUUUAUCCUUUAAAAUUGAUGUUUACAUUGAACAAAAGCUGCUUCUGUAUGUGAUUAUUCUCCAUGGUGUCGCUGUCUCACUGCCACAGUUUAGUAUACUCGCUUCCCGGGUGUGUCCGUAGAUGUCCCGUCUUUUCCUCUUCUCUUUCCCGUUGUAAUUGCAGCUGCGUUCUCCAUAAUAUUUUGUCUGUAGUGCGUGUUAUAAACAAAAGAAAAAGUCAAAACCAUACAAAAAAUGCAAUGUCAUUUUGUGACUAGAGUCUAAAUAACAAACUAAUUUUAAUAGGAGAAAGAUGUAUAUUCUUAAACAAAAAAAAAAAUGUAUUUAUGGUUCACAUGUACUGUAUUUCAGAUGUGCUUCAUUUUGAACUAUGCACUGUAGUGGGGUGUUUGCAAAAGAUCAAAACUUAAUCCUCAUACACGAAUAGCCAUGAACCAUUACUGGGCAUUACUGUAAAUCUGAAAGAGUGUAGGGCUUUUUAGAGAGUUAUUAUGGUGGCAAAGGAUCAUGAAUAUUUACUGGUAGGAAAAAAAAUGGUCUUCAGAAUUCUACGCAACUGAGGUCACUGAAUCUUCAGGGCUGACUAAAUCCAUUUUUUCAUCUUAUUUAUAAUAAAUGUUUCCAUUUUUAAUUAAAA